CCAUGCGAGAGGCCGCCCAGCACCUCCUCGGGACACACGACUUCAGCGCCUUCCAGUCGGCCGGCAGCCCAGCCCCCAGCCCCGUGCGAACGCUGCGCCAAGUGUCAGUGUCCCCCGGCCCUGCCAGCCUCUUUGCCCUCCCCCAGGAGAGCAGCAGGCUACAGUUCUGGACGCUGGAGUUUGAGAGCCAGUCCUUCCUGUACAGACAGGUGCGGAGGAUGACAGCUGUGCUGGUGGCUGUGGGGCUGGGAGCUCUGACACCCACCCAGGUGAAGGCAAUUCUGGAGAGCCGGGACCCUCUGGGCAAGCACCAGGCACGCGUAGCCCCAGCCCACGGCCUUUUCCUGAAAUCGGUCCUGUAUGGGGCCCUGGAGACCUCGGGCCCACAGUGUGGAGACCACAGAUGACCCUGGAUCUUCCACCAAAGUCAGGCCGGCCACGGCACAGCAAGCCCAGCAGGCACCAGCCCUGUGCGGGUAGGCCAGCAUGUCACAGCUUCCAGGGACCACAGCAUGCCUGCUCGACUUCCUGUGUCCAUCAUACCUGCCAAAGCCCCAGUGCCCUGGAGACCCCCGCCCCUGGUGCAGGAGACAUGUUGUACCAACGGGAGAGCACCAGGUGGCCUUUGCGUCUGCUUUUACUAGACAUUGCUGUCCCAGAGUCCCCAGCCAGCAGUCAUCACGGGGCCAGGAGUGGGAAUAAAAGGCGAGAGAUCCAGA
Carlito syrichta (Philippine tarsier) is the source of this 719-nucleotide messenger RNA. RefSeq names its product pseudouridylate synthase-like 1 (gene PUSL1). Gene Ontology annotation, biological process: tRNA pseudouridine synthesis. NCBI's taxonomy places the organism in Eukaryota, Metazoa, Chordata, Mammalia, Primates, Tarsiidae. The transcript has 4 exons. Gene Ontology annotation, molecular function: pseudouridine synthase activity; RNA binding. The record is from RefSeq and is a predicted model, not a curated record. Bases 3 to 407 code for a protein of 134 amino acids.